AUAGUUGAGCCAGGCGGUGCAAAGCGUGAUCCGUCCGUAUGGGAAUACGGGGAUUCGCGUAUGUCCCAUACGCCGCGGAUUACUACCUCGAGGCCACGACAUGCCGAGCCAUUCUGCUACUAGGACUCAAGGCAAAAAGAACUUUAUGUCAUAGUCGAAACAGAAAAUGCGCAGACGAGAUGUAUUUAAGGAGGUCGAUCGGCCAUCGGCCAUGAUCACUCUAACAUAAUCACCGACCGUCAUGAAAAGCGCAUCAACUCUUAUGACAAUUCUUGCUGUCAGCAGUCAUAGUACUGCAAUGACCUGCAAAUCGACGCCUCUAGACUCCGACUGGCCUCCUGUCGCAGAGUGGGAGGCCUUGAACAGUACACUCAAUGGUGCUCUUCUCCAGACACGUCCUGUUGCAUCUGCAUGCUAUACCGGCAACCCUUUCAAUUCAACCAUGUCUUGCAACGAAGUAGAGGAUCAGUGGAACUCAACAUACUUCCAUGCAACUCUCCCAGAAUCGGUCGACUUCUCACUGUGGACCAACAACUCUUGUGUACCUCCUGGUAUCGACGGACACCUCGAGGACAGGCCAUGCUCGAUCGGCGCUUACCCAGCAUACAUUGUCAACGGAAGCUCGAAUAAGAUAAUCUCGGAUGCCAUGAGCUGGGCUUCCCGCCGCAAUAUCCGUAUCAACGUCAAGGGUACCGGGCAUGAUCUCGAUGGCCGAUCUACUGGCGCCCAUAGUCUGUCCAUAUGGACUCACCAUCUCAACAACAUCCAAUUCGAGUCCAACUGGAACGGUACGGAAGACGUUGUCAUCGUCGGGAGCGGUCAGCAAUGGGGCAAUGUCUAUGAUGCAGCCGCAAAAUUUGGUAAAGUGGUCGUCGGCGGUGCAGAUGGCAGUGUGGGUCUCGGUGGCCAUAUCCAAGGAGGUGGCUAUGGACCUCGCUCUCCUGCUUAUGGCCUAGCCCCCGAUCAAGUCUUGCAGGUCACUGUAGUGACCACUACCGGCGAGAUUUUCUUUGCAAAUGAUACCAAUCACCAAGAUCUCCUGUGGGCUCUCCGCGGCGGUGGAGGUGGCACUUAUGGUGUAGUCACUGAGUACGUGCUCAAGGCUUACCCGGCACCCGCGAAUACUGUAGCCGGAAUCUUGUCUAUCAGUGGAGGAAAAAACGCUACCGGCAAUGCUACCUGGGAUGCAUUCGCCGUCGCGCUCAACCAUGUACCUGACCUCAUGGACAAUGGUGUCUGGGGUAAUGCUAUUGCCUUCGGACAAACACCAGGAGAGGUCCAGGUGACAUUUCAGCUCUCUGCAUACAACAGUACUGCGUCGGAUCUAACAGCCAAGAUCAGACCCAUCAUUGCCGCGAUCAGCAAGGCGACUGGCAACAUGAGCAACAACUCCAACCUCUCCGUUCAAUGGAGCGAUCCUACAGUAUCCCUCUUCGACCGAAACAGCAGCUCCAAGUCGGCAUCUAAUACUGCUGGGGUAGGAGGCCUCGAGACAAGUCGUCUACUUGGUCGUGCACAGCUCACGCUUCCAUACAAACAGGUCUCAUCAUACCUGCGUCGAAUCAUGUACACAGAGCUAGGUGCCGGUCGCGCCAUGCUCAUCCUAGGGCUCUUCGCCGGCCCUGGAGUUCAAAACACCCCACCAGAGCGCCAGGGAGCAGUAAACCCCAUCUGGCGUAGCACCUACGUCCACGCAAUCUCUGGCUCCGGUCCUGCAGCCCAGGAAUCAGACACACCAGCACAGAUUAUUAAACAAUCAUCUAAAUGGUACGAGACUCACAGAGAGGCUGUUUGGCGCGAAUGGGCACCCAACACCGGUGCCUACAUGAACGAAGCCAACCCUUACAACUCAAACUGGAAGCACGACUUUUUCGGUGUCAACUACGAUAAACUUGCUGCUAUCAAGCAAAAGUACGAUCCCUCCGAGUCGCUGUAUGCAGUGUCCAGAGUUGGGUCUGAGUGGUGGGACAAUGAUCUGCAGACUGGCAAGUUGUGCAAAAUUGAGUAAAGUGGUACGGGCAAAGCGAAGAAAUCAGGGAGCCGCAGUGAAUUGUAGAGGAAGACUUGUCCUUUGUAGAUCUCUGGAAGGAUAACUUGGAAGAACCUCCCCUUGCUGAAUCAGAUGUCAUCAUGAUCUGUUCAUUUUGGGAGACUG
Aureobasidium subglaciale EXF-2481 is the source of this 2155-nucleotide messenger RNA. RefSeq lists its product as uncharacterized. The record is from RefSeq and is a predicted model, not a curated record. The transcript has 2 exons. Gene Ontology annotation, molecular function: oxidoreductase activity; FAD binding. Bases 242 to 2008 code for a protein of 588 amino acids. Lineage: Eukaryota; Fungi; Ascomycota; Dothideomycetes; Dothideales; Saccotheciaceae.